AUGAGUAACACCGAUUUCCUCGGUCGAGCCAUCGAUACCGUCAAAAAAGCCAUCGAACACGACAAUGCCGGCGAAUACGAAAAGGCUUAUCAAGGCUACUACGCCGCGUUAGAGCUGUUCAUGCUCGCCCUCAAGUGGGAAAAGAACCCAAAAUCAAAGGAAAUGAUUCGAGCCAAGACAGGGGAAUAUAUGGACCGCGCAGAGAAGCUGAAGAAUCAUUUGGCGAAUGCAGAUAACAAGAAGAAACCGAGUGCGGUGGGCGCGAAUGGGAAAGUAGCGAAUGGGAGUGGGAAGGGGAAAGAAGACGAAGAUGGCGAAGAUGCAGAGGCCAAAAAGUUACGAGGCGCGUUACAAGGAGCCAUUCUUUCCGAAAAACCCAACGUGCGAUGGGAAGAUGUCGCCGGCCUGGAGAAUGCAAAAGAAGCGUUAAAGGAGGCCGUUAUAUUACCGAUAAAGUUCCCUCAUUUAUUCACGGGCAAGCGGCAGCCGUGGAAAGGUAUAUUGCUGUAUGGACCUCCUGGAACGGGAAAGUCGUAUCUUGCAAAGGCUGUUGCGACGGAGGCAAACAGUACAUUUUUCAGCGUUAGUAGUAGUGAUUUGGUUUCGAAAUGGAUGGGUGAGAGUGAAAGACUCGUCAAGCAAUUAUUCAAUAUGGCCCGAGAGAAUAAACCGGCUAUCAUCUUCAUCGACGAAGUUGACGCUCUGUGUGGGCCGCGUGGAGAAGGCGAAUCCGAAGCAUCUCGACGUAUCAAGACCGAACUCCUCGUGCAAAUGGACGGUGUCGGCAAGGAUUCAAGAGGCGUUUUGAUCUUGGGUGCUACAAACAUCCCUUGGCAGUUGGAUGCUGCUAUUCGACGACGAUUCCAGCGAAGAAUUCACAUCAGUUUGCCGGAUAUCAAUGCACGAAUGAAAAUGUUCAUGCUGGCCGUGGGCUCCACGCCGUGUCAGUUGACGCAGGCCGAUUACAGGCAUUUGGCCGAGAUUAGUGCAGAGUAUUCCGGUAGUGAUAUUAGCAUAGCGGUGCAGGAUGCGUUGAUGCAGCCCAUUCGGAAGAUUCAGACUGCUACACAUUACAAAAAGGUCCUCGUCGACGGCGAAGAGAAGCUCACCCCCUGCUCACCUGGUGACAACGGCGCAAUGGAAAUGAACUGGAUGGAAGUCGAAUCCGAAAAACUCCUGGAGCCACCACUUGUAUUGAAAGAUUUUAUCAAAGCUAUUCGAAAUUCACGACCGACUGUUAGCAGAGAGGACUUGGAGCGGAAUGCCGAGUGGACGCAGCAGUUUGGUAGUGAAGGUUCAUGA
This is a messenger RNA of Talaromyces marneffei, 1302 nucleotides long. RefSeq lists its product as uncharacterized. The record is from RefSeq and is a predicted model, not a curated record. The transcript has 4 exons. Gene Ontology annotation, biological process: vacuole organization; endosomal transport. The coding region runs from base 1 to 1302 and encodes 433 amino acids. Lineage: Eukaryota; Fungi; Ascomycota; Eurotiomycetes; Eurotiales; Trichocomaceae. Gene Ontology annotation, molecular function: ATP hydrolysis activity; ATP binding.